Messenger RNA from Echinostoma caproni, 669 nucleotides. Lineage: Eukaryota; Metazoa; Platyhelminthes; Trematoda; Plagiorchiida; Echinostomatidae. The record is from the annotation of a GenBank genome assembly.
AUGGCCUCCUCUUCAGUGGCCAUUCGAGAAGCUGUGCCAUACAGGAUAUUUCGUGAGGUACAUUCAGAAGUUCGAACUGUACUUGAUUAUUUCUUAUCCACAAUUCCAUAUCCUGCAAAAUCACGCGGUGCAUUUUUACUUUUUUGUGCGAUCAAAAUUCAUGAUAUUGAAUCUGGAAAGCGUGUAUGGAUGUUGCUUCAAGCUCAUGAGCACACACCGAUUUCCGCUGUGGUUGUGACUGGCGAAAAUCAAUGGGCAACGGGUGAUGAGAAGGGUCUUGUUAAACUCUGGGAUAAACGUCAACCGGGUCCUGGUCUAACUAUCAAACGAGAAGAUGAGAACCCAACAAACCCCGCAUUUAACACAAUCAAUGACUUGGCCGUGGGUAACCGCGACAAGAAAUGGCUCUAUGCCGCAACGGAUGAUGGAUCUCUGGCAGUGUAUAAUCUUCGUCGACGUCGUUUGGAUAUGGUUUCCGACACCCUGGGUUAUAGUGCUCGAUCUGUAGCUGUCAUUCAUGUGUCCACUGCGUUUUGUAUUCAGCACCUCCCUUUCCUCUCUGUUGAUGAUUUCAGAAUGACAGUCAUGUCGUUGUGGGCACCGAAGAAGGAGUACUUUGCCAAUUCCAUGCUGAUGAGUACGAAGCGUGUUCAGAACGGUUCCCUUUAA